This is a messenger RNA of Pedinophyceae sp. YPF-701, 2577 nucleotides long. The record is from the annotation of a GenBank genome assembly. NCBI's taxonomy places the organism in Eukaryota, Viridiplantae, Chlorophyta, Pedinophyceae.
AUGCCGGUACCUCCCCACUCGGACGGCGCAUCGAGCGCAGGCGCGGCGCCGGCGCCGGAGGGCGGGGGCGAGCAGCGCGACAUCAUCGCCGAGACGAAGCAAGUCAUCACGGAGAAGGUCGAGAAAGAAGCCGUCCCCAGGAUCAAGCGCGGCCUGGCCAAACUCACCAUUGCCAAGCGCCGCGUGCGCAACAAGUGGCUGGAGCUCUCCACGCCGGCCCGCGCAUCCAUCCUCAUCGGCCUCGGAGCCGUGGUCGCGCUGGGCGCGUCGGCGUACUGGAAGCACCUCAUGACCAAGAUCCUGUGGCCGCCGAUCUGGAUGAUCAGCCCCGUCGACACCCUGGUGUACUACUUCGAGGGCAUCAUGCUGCUGCCCAUCCUGCCGAAGAUGGCCGUCAUCUUCCUCCUCGCGCUCCCGCUCGUCCUCAUCGGCGGCGUCGCGUACCGCUGGCUCACCGGCCUGGCCCUCGGCGAGGCGCUCUUCAAGGCCUACGCCGUCAUCUCGAACGCGCCCGGCGUCGACGUCACGGCCGACGACACCCCGGGCGGCGUGUGGGUCGGCAACCUCCUCUUCCUCGUCGGGACGCUCACGUUCGCCGUCCUCUUCGGUAUCAUCGUCGACGAGGUGUCCAACAAGGUGGAGGACCUGACGCAGGGGAACGCACCGGUGAUCGAGCAGGGGCACACGGUGGUGCUGAACUGGACGCCGCAGACGACGCAGCUGCUGCGGCAGGUGGAGACGGCGAAGCGCGAGCUCGGCCGCGCCGUCUUCCGUGAGCCCAUCGUCAUCCUCGGAAACAACAAGGAGGAAAUGGACGAACACGUCAAGGACUUUAUGGAGGAUGCGAGGCACAGUGUCCGCGUCAUCACGCGCGAGGGCACCCCCGCGCGCAUCGACGACAUUCGCCGCGUGUCCGCGGGGCACGCGCGCAACAUCAUCGUCAUGAACGACCGCGAAGUCGAGUACGACGCAGACGGCCCGAACGGCAUGAGCGACGACCUACAGACCCUCGUCGCGACGCUCAUCAACAUCAAGGCCGUCCGCCCCUCCUACUACAAGAACUCGGGCCAGCGCCAGAACGUCGUCGUGCAGCUGCCGGGGUCCUUCCACAAGCCCCCCGAGGCCGCCCCGGGCAGCGCCGGGUCCAUCGCGGUCGAGGAGGACUCCCUCGCGGGCCGCUGGCUCAACAUGGUCAGCGAGACCGGCGGCCGCGACAGCGUCGAGUUCUUGCCGUUCCACGGCGCCGAGCGGGCGUCCAAGCUGCUGGCGCAGAUGACGUCGUCGCCGGGGCUGUCGGCGGUGAUGGAGCACGUGCUCAUUCAGGAGGAGGGCACUGCGGAGUUCUACGUCAAGGAGGUGCCCAGCAUCGUCGGGAUGUCGAUUGGGGACGCGCGCAAGACCAUUCCGCGCGGCGUGGUCUGCGGGGUGCUGUCGCCGGGGUCCAGCAAGACGCGCACCCGCCUUCAGCUGAACGCGCCGGACAGCUACGUGGUCCAGAAGGGGGACAAGAUCGUGGUGUUCGCGGAGAACGACCAGUUCUUCAGCCCGCUCCAGCGCGUCCACGAGCGCUGCGACUACCUCCUGUCGCGCAUUGCACGGUCCAUCCGGCGGCCGGAGUCCACCGCAGCGGCGCGCGUCGCGUUGCUGAAGUCCAACAUGGACCAGAAGGCCGCGGAGGAGAUCGCCGUCAAGCAGGGCAAGCCGAAGGACUCGGUCAAGCCCACCGCUGGCGCCGUCGUUGGUCCGCAGCGCGUCAUUAUGCUGGGCUGGCAGCAGGACUCCUCGCUGACCCUGCAGGCCAUGAGCGAGUUCCUCCCCGAGGGCUCCAAGGUCGUCAUCGUGCACGACGGCCCCCUGGAGCCCAAGCCCCGCGCGCGCGUGGGGCCCCUGGAGGUCUCCCACAUCCGCGCGCCCGCGGUGUCGCCCGACACGCUCGCGGAGGCGAAGCUGGCGGAGGCCGACAGCCUCGUCGUGGCGCUCGAGGCCGUGACGGCCGCGGAGGACGGCGGCGAGCGGUGCGGCCAGGACGAGGCGUUGCUGCCGCUGCUCGUUACCGUGCAAGACAUGAGGCGGAAAGCGGUGGCGCUGCAUGGGCGAGCGGCGGUGAAGGACCUGCACCUCGUCGCGGUCAUUGCGGACGAGGGCACGCGCGACGCGGCGGAGUUCGUGGCGGCCAGCGGCGCGGAGAAUGCGCCGCCGCUGACCAUGGACCUGCUGCAGCUUGACCACAUGAUCACGGGGAUGAUCACGCAGGUCGCGGCGCAGCCGGACGUGAUCCACGUCUACCGGGAGAUCCUGAGCGCGGACGGCAACGAGCUCUUCAUGAAGCACCCUGCAGUGUACAACGUGCCUGAAGGCGACGGCCUCACCUUCGGUGAGAUGUGCGACGCUGCGAAGAGGUGCGGGGACACGCUCCUGGGAAUCUUGCACGCGGACGGCACCUGCUUGCUGCCGCCGUAUCAGCACCAGGUGGUCGACAUAGGUCCGGACGACAAGCUGGUGGUGCUCUCCGACGUCAUCGAGGCGUGGGUCCCGCCCCCCGCCGACGCCGCGGUGUCCACGAAAGGCAAGAAAUGA